Messenger RNA from Pyricularia pennisetigena, 3924 nucleotides. RefSeq lists its product as uncharacterized. The coding region runs from base 1 to 3924 and encodes 1307 amino acids. Lineage: Eukaryota; Fungi; Ascomycota; Sordariomycetes; Magnaporthales; Pyriculariaceae. The record is from RefSeq and is a predicted model, not a curated record. The transcript has a single exon. Gene Ontology annotation, molecular function: monoacylglycerol lipase activity.
AUGCUGCUCCUACAUCAGAUCGGAAGCGUCAAGAUAGGCGAGGUUGUGCGCUACACGGUUACCUACACUCCCUCCAACGAUCGCAUCCUCCCGUCGCCCGAGUGUUUACACCUGCGAAUCAGGAACUCGUCCUCCACCGCCUUGCGCGCCGCCUUUGUUCACGGGCCCUACACUCUCUGCGUCGCCGCAUACCCGUCGCACUACGAUCCAAACAAGAAGUUCGCCCACCCCCGUCGCUAUGGCGUUCCCGAGUUCGAGCCCAUGCUCAAGGCCGGCGGCUCCUGGGCCUGCCGCCUGCUAGUCCCAGAUAACAUUCGCCAGUCUGCCGGUUCCAACGUGACCAAGGGCUAUUUUGGCGGAAGCUCAACUCCGACAAAUCCCACCUCGCCUGGCGUCCCGCCCGGCACGGACCUUGAAACGCAACCGCCAGGCUCGGUGUCAUGGAUCAUUGAAGUCACGAGCCAGGUGAUAUUCUCAACCUCGGCUGCCGUUCACUACGAGAUCCUACUGGCUCGGGACGAGAAGUCUCUUCAUCUGGGCAUUCCAGGCGUCUCUGUCAUUGGAGGUUCCCAAGUCCAGCUGCCGCAGCCUGGAAAGAUCAGCGACUUCCAGCCGCCGCCGCCGCCUCCUUCGCCAAGCGACGAACCGUCACAAAAUAUUCAAAGGCCACAAAAAGGUGUAUUCUCAAGCGCAAUCUUCAUCAAAGUUGAGGACACUGCUGCUCUGUGGGACACGCCAAAGCUGGCAGUUCUUGACGAGCCUAGCAAACUAAAAGACAAAGUUGUGGCGUCAACACAGCAAAAGUCGGAGACGACGGGAACUGAAAUAACACAGUCAGAAGCCUCAGAUACCCCUUCAAGUGACCGUGCCACCAGCUCAGCUGCACCAGCGGAUGCUUGCCAUGACGAGAGUAAUAGAAAGAAGGAGCCUGACAGGCGCCAGAAGGUCCACCUUGUUGUUCUGACUCAUGGACUUCAUAGUAAUUUGGGAUCAGAUAUGCUGUACCUCAAAGAAAGCAUAGAUGCCGGCGUCAAGCAAGCCAAGAUUGAUGCCAAACAAAGGCGGGCAAGAGAGUCCAGGGAAAAGCAGGAAAGAGACAAGGCGAAAGGGAAGAGCCAGGGCGAAACAGCAUCGAAUGAAGAUGGUGGCAGCGCUAGCAGAAGGAAAAAUGUCUCUGGUGUGGACACUCCGGCACCAUUAAAUCAAGCCGACAAGAGCCACCAAACUUCUGCCAAAGCCGAAACCUCUGACGCCUCUGAAGAUGAGGUGGUUGAAGACGAUGAAGAGGUGGUCGUGCGAGGCUUUUCUGGCAACGCAACCCGUACAGAACGCGGUAUCAAGUACCUGGGCAAACGACUUGCCCGAUAUGUGCUCUCCAUGACUUAUCCAGACCAGCCGUACCUGCCCGCAUCUCUGGCGAACGUCGCCAGUGGCGGUACAGCGGCUCACAAGCACAGCAGCAUUCGCAAAGAACCCAAGGAAGAUGAUCUGCGGGCCCACCGCAUCACCAAGAUCAGCUUUAUUGGUCAUUCUCUUGGCGGUCUUGUGCAAAUGUACGCUAUAGCCUACAUCCAAAAGCACUCGCCCCAAUUCUUCACCCUCAUCGAGCCCAUAAACUUCAUUGCCCUGGCUUCACCCCUACUAGGUUUGAACCAUGAGAACCCACUCUACCUGAAAUUCGCACUUGAUUUUGGCUUGGUAGGUCGCACAGGUCAGGACCUUGGCCUUACCUGGAGAGCCCCAACGAUCGCGCGAAGCGGCUGGAGCGCGAUAGUCAGCAACCUUGGAGAGAACGCACACAAGAAACUGCUCGGUGAGACGGAGGAAUCAAAACCGUUGCUCCGUAUCCUUCCCACGGGACCGGCGCACGUUGCGCUAAAGGCCUUUCGGAACCGGACCCUAUACUCAAAUGUCGUCAACGACGGAAUCGUGCCGCUCCGGACCAGCUGUCUGUUGUUUUUAGACUGGCAAGGAAUUGGACGUGUGGAGAAGGCACGCCGCGAGGCUGGCCUCGUGGAGACCGUCGUGGGCUUUGGCUGGUCGGAGCUAAUGGGCGCCAAUGUAACGUCCCCGAGGUCAGCGUCAUGGCCCGUCAGUACCUCUGAAGAUGAAGACGACGAAAAUGAUGAGAAGAAGCCCAAGAAAAAAGAGGGGAAGGGAGAAAAGGGCAACUCAGAUCUCACGGUUGAUCCCGGUGGGACAGGCUCUCCGUGCGAGGAUGGAGCUUUGACGCCUCUUGCACAUAAUUCACACGAGGUGCCCCAGCCGUCUGGAAAUGCUAUCCUGGAAGACGAUAGACAAAGCAUCAGGUCUGUCCCGACGACCUCAUGGGCCGGCAUGACAUCAGGCUCGAUGACGGCCGCCAACCCAUUCACCGGCUUCUUCAACCUCUUCCGAAACCACGAGCCUCCAAAACCCUCGCCGCCCAACCACAAGCAGACCAAGAUACUCAAACGGAGUCAGACCCUGGGCAAGGACGGCGAAUCUACGAGCUCGGCAUCAUCCUCAACUUCGAGAGUUACGACUGGGCACGAGCUCAGCCACGAGGGAGAUGACGGUAUGGCGGCGCCGCCGAGAACAACUCUGUUCGAAGCGGCAGGCGACCUCCUUAAUCCCAAACUGCCUUCUGUCGAGUACCUGAUUGAUCCUUCGAAACGCCCUCGCACCAUCUUCCACGACCGUGUAUACCAUCCUAGCGACAUACCGCCCCCGCCACUGAAGAAGCGACCAUCGUCUUCAUCCAGUCGCCGUAAGAAAGGACCCGCCCGAGUUGAUUCUGCAGAGACUGGGGCUUCUGCCUCAUCCAAGAGCCCGCUGUCAUCCCCAAUUGCAUCGCCAACUAGCCACUCGCGCAAGGGCUCCCUGGGGUCGUCAACCAAUGACUACGAUGACACAGCCAACACUAACCCUAACAAGGGGUCUGAUGAGGUAAUCGAUAGCGCGGGAAUGCGCGUCGAAGAGAAGAUUGCCAGGGCUUACCACCGAGGUCUUUCCUGGCGCAAGGUUCUGGUCAAGUUGGAACCGGAUGCGCACAACAACAUCAUCGUACGGCGCAAGUUUGCCAACGCCUUUGGAUGGCCCGUAAUCCAGCAUCUCGUGGAAGCGCACUUCAGUGACUCGGCUGUUGCACGCAAACCUGACAGCGCCGAGGCGGGUACGGAACGAGCCAAGGAUGUUGGUCUGAACCCAGAUAGCCAUGGCAGGGAAACAAAGCAGCAGCCCGAGACUGCACAAAUCGAUAGGUCAACCCACUCUGCAACAUCCGGGACAGAUUCGGACCAGCGGACAACUAGCAAAGCGAGCGCUGCGCAUGGUGGCGAUCGUGGAAAACUCGACCCCGGGUCUGUGUCAGCUCCAGACCUAGAUCGAACUCCAAGUGAGAGGCGUGAGGCCACGGACAAGGUCUCUGAACUGCCGAAUACCCCGCCCAGAAAAUCCAACAGCAUCCCCUUGAUGAGACAAGGAAGUGGGAGCAGCAGUAGCAGUAACGGUGGCACAAGCCCAGGCAGCCGUAAAGCUGGGGACGAGUCGGCAAGGCCAGCUUACGACCGGAUAGACUCCAUGACGUGGAGCGACAGAGACUGGGCCGACAGUGAUGAUGACAGCGAACUCGAGAUUGGUGCUACCAACGGAUUCCUUGGACAGGGAUUGUUCAGGAAAGGCACAUUGAAGAACGUCGCUUCUGGUUCUGGUGACUCUGGUGACAUCGAGGGCAACAGCACUGCGAAAGCACCCGGGGCUGGCUGGAACUGGACUGAGAAGAUUGUCGGCAAGGGACCGACCAGGAACAGGGCCAUGUCCCCGCGGACUCAAGCCUUGCCUCCGCAGUCUGGCAGUGAUUCCUUCGAGACUGGAAGCAGGGCUGCCGCGCAAACCAAAGUGGCACAAAGUAAUGCCGGUAAGCCUGCAUCCGCCACUCAGUAA